AACAAAGAGGGUAGCAGCAGGCAGCAUGUCCUCUAAAGUUCAAUCCAAAGGCUCCAAAGCCAAGGACCACCAACCCUCAACCCAGGAGAAUCUGCCACCCCCAGAGGCCAACGCUGAGGCCAUCCGCUUCCUGAACUCCCUCCGGCAAGAGGAGCUGCUGCUGCUGUUCUUCUCAGAGACUCUGGUCAUGGUCUCGGACACAGGGGAGCCUCAGGGAGAGCUGACCAUUGAGGUGCAGAGAGGGAAAUACAAAGACCAAUCUGGUGUCAUAACGUACUUCCCCUUCGUGCAUGCCUCCAGCCGAGGCUUCGUGGACAAAACACUCUGCGGAAGCUCCCUUCUGGCCUAUCUCUCGUGGAAACUGGAGGUUGUGGAACAACAGAGUCAGGAGUUCAUCAAGUUCCACAUUCUCCCCAUGGAACAGAAGACGAGUUUGCUGAAGCAGGAUGAUCAGCUGGCCAUGACCAGAAUGGUCAAGGAGGGUGAGGAAGUGAAGACCGAAGUGACUUUCUUCCCCAGGCCCUCCAUUGAGGGCUUCGUCUCCCAGGCCGCUAACCUGGUGUUGCUGAGGGUGAUGGCCUGGCGUCACACGGUGCCCAGCAAUGCUCGUUUCCUGGCCUUGGACACUGAAGGCAAACUCUGCUAUUCUACCUACCAAGCCCUGGGCUCCCAGACAAUCCAGGUGGGCCAUCAGCAGGUGGAAGUGUUCAUUGUGGAGCAGACGGUACACUCAGAACAAGGCAUCCCCGUGUCCUGUCAGUUUUACCUACUCUCUGAUGGGCACCUGGCCAAGAGGAUCCAGGUGGGCUCCCCCGGGUGCUGCAUGAUCACCAAGGUGCCCAUAUUGAGGGAAGAGGAUGAUAUUGAGCAUCGCCCAGCAUUUAAGAAGAAGCCCCUGGUGUGGGAGGAGGACCUGGAGCUCUACUCGUGGUUCCUGGACCGCAAGGUGAGGAGCAGCUGCAGGCAGCCUGAGGUCCCCACUCCCUUAACCCCCUACCCCCACCCUGGGCAUAUAUUCCACCCUUUGUCAUCACUUUUCCUGCCCGGUUGAAAUACUGCACCC
Messenger RNA from Capra hircus (goat), 1063 nucleotides. RefSeq names its product ciliogenesis-associated TTC17-interacting protein. Bases 26 to 1051 code for a protein of 341 amino acids. Gene Ontology annotation, biological process: cilium organization; actin filament polymerization. The transcript has 9 exons. The record is from RefSeq and is a predicted model, not a curated record. NCBI's taxonomy places the organism in Eukaryota, Metazoa, Chordata, Mammalia, Artiodactyla, Bovidae.